AUGGUUGCUCUCUCACAUUUCUUGGCUUUGCUACUCUCUACAUCCAUCUUCCUCUUCUUCCUCCAAAAAUGGCGCCGCAGCAACUCCCCGAAUCCCCGGGGAAGGCUUCCACCUUCUCCCCCAAAGCUCCCGCUCCUCGGAAACCUCCACCAGCUGGGCCCACUCCCCCACAGAUCCCUCCAGUCACUUUCCCGCCACUACGGCCCCCUCAUGCUUCUCCACUUCGGCAAGGUUCCCGUUCUCAUCGCCUCCUCGGCCGAGGCGGCACGUGAGAUUAUGAAAAACCAGGACCUGAUCUUCUCAAACAGGCCCCAACUCAGCAUCCCCGGCCGGCUGUUCUACAACAACCGGGACGUGGCGUUUGCGCCGUAUGGAGAGUACUGGCGGCAGAACCGCAGCAUAUGCGUGCUUCAUCUGCUGAGCAACAAAAGGGUUCAGUCCUAUUGCGGGGUAAGGGAGGAAGAGACGUCUCUCAUGGUCGACAAGAUCAGAAAGUUGGGUGCUUCUUCAAAGCCGGUGAACUUGAGCGACAUCAUUCAGUGUAUGACGAACGACGUGAUUUGUAGGGUGGCGCUGGGGAAGAAGUAUGGUUUAGAGAGUGAUUUCAAGAAGAUGUUUGUUGACUUUGUGGUGCUGCUGGGGGUUGUACCUUUGUGGGAGUACAUUCCUUGCCUGAGAUGGAUGAGAAGGUUUGAUGGUUUGGAUAAGAGAGUAGAGAGAGCUGCUAAGGGGAUGGAUGAGUUUUUGGAGGUUGUGAUUCAAGAGCACAGGGUAAAGGAGAGGAGAGAAAGUGAUGGUUGUGAAUUGGAUUUUGUAGAUAUAUUGCUAGAUUUGCAGAGAGAGAAUGGGAGUCGCUCACCUAUUGAAGAUGACACUAUCAAAGCUAUCGUCUUGGAUAUGUUUAAUGCAGGAACUGAUACUAUCUCUACAGCUCUUGAGUGGGCGAUGACGGAGCUGAUACGAAAUCCAGAAACCAUGAAAACUUUGCAAAAUGAAGUGAGAGAAGUAGCUAGAAAUAAGGAUGAAAUUCAUGAGCGAGACUUGGAGAAAAUGCCUUAUCUGAAAGCAGUGAUGAAGGAGAGUCUAAGGUUGCAUUCGCCCGGCCCAUUGUUGGUCCCUCGUGAAUUAACUCAAGACACAAGAGUAUUGGGUUAUGACGUUGCAUCUGGUACGCGUGUGAUGAUUAAUGUUUGGGCGAUUUCUAGAGACCUGUCAUUGUGGAAAAAUCCUGAGGAAUUUCGUCCAGAGAGAUUCCUUGAAAUGAGCAUAGACUUUAGAGGUCUACAUUUUGAGUUGACACCGUUUGGAGCAGGCAGGAGGGGCUGCCCUGGUAUUACAUUCUCGGUGGCGGUGGAUGAGCUUGCAUUAGCCAAGUUGGUACAUAAGUUCGAUUUUAGAUUACAUAAUGAAGAGAAAAUGAAGGAGUUAGAUGUGAGUGAAUCUAGUGGAAUCACAGUCCAUAAAAAGUCUCCUUUAAUUGUUAUAGCUACUCCACAUGUUUGUUAG
Messenger RNA from Salvia splendens (bonfire salvia), 1506 nucleotides. RefSeq names its product cytochrome P450 71A6. The record is from RefSeq and is a predicted model, not a curated record. The coding region runs from base 1 to 1506 and encodes 501 amino acids. The transcript has 2 exons. Gene Ontology annotation, molecular function: oxidoreductase activity, acting on paired donors, with incorporation or reduction of molecular oxygen; monooxygenase activity; heme binding. NCBI's taxonomy places the organism in Eukaryota, Viridiplantae, Streptophyta, Magnoliopsida, Lamiales, Lamiaceae.